Oncorhynchus nerka (sockeye salmon) is the source of this 1568-nucleotide messenger RNA. RefSeq lists its product as uncharacterized. Bases 316 to 1203 code for a protein of 295 amino acids. The record is from RefSeq and is a predicted model, not a curated record. Lineage: Eukaryota; Metazoa; Chordata; Actinopteri; Salmoniformes; Salmonidae. The transcript has 2 exons.
AUAAAAGAGAAAUUCAGCUCUUCGAUGUGACACUUUCUCCCAGAGAAGACACUAUCUCCCAGAGAAGACACAUUCUCCCAGAGAAGACACAUUCUCCCAGAGAAGACACUUUCUCCCAGAGAAGACACAUUCUCCCAGAGAAGACACAUUCUCCCAGAGAAGACACUUUCUCCCAGAGAAGACACAUUCUCCCAGAGAAGACACAUUCUCCCAGAGAAGACACAUUCUCCCAGAGAAGACACAAUCUCCCAGAGAAGAAACUCCAGAACAGAGGAAGAACUCAACAUCGCAGACACUUGUCUCCAACGACACAAAAUGGCUUCUGAAUACAUCACAGAAAUUCAAAUCUCCACUAGCCCUGCAAGGGAGCAACAGCUUCAUGACCAAGAAUAUAACAAGAUAAAUGUCAACCUCAACAAAGGCACUUCAUCCACCGUUACAGUUUACAUGUGGUACAAAAAGGGCAAUGGUGAACCCAUCACCAGAGUCCAGUUUUCAUUCACCGAUGAAAUGAAAGAUGUCCUGAAAAAAGCAGGGUUCACUGAGCUCCCAGAAAACCUCAACUCUGGAACACAAGGAUACGUCAUCCAGCUGUGGUACUCUAUUGUUGCACACCCUAUGUAUGACAUUCCCAUUGAAGAUCUCUUCCUCACCACUAAUGAGAAGGAAGAGGCCAACCAAUUCAAGCUCGGCUGGGAAAGGCUACCAUGCAAUCUGAACCUCGGUAACUCAGGAGAUUUCAUCACCCUCUGGUUGAAGAGAAAGAGGAAGACCUACAUCUGUGACGUUGCUGCCACCACAUCAUUCCAACAACACAUUCAACUUUUCAACGAGGGCUACAUCCGGCUGGAUGAAGAUCUCAAUAGAGGUUCUGAAGGAAAACCCAUCUUCCUCUGGUACCGUCAAUCCACCGAAACGGGCGGCGGGCUCACCAAGAUGAAUGCAUCCAUCAACCAUGCUGACGAUUCCAGCCUAGUGAAGCAAGGUUUCACCGUGGUUGAUGGUAACCUCAAUGAGGGAACAUGCGGUCAGCCAGUGUAUGUCUGGUUCAAGAAAGAUGGAUCUCUCCCUAUCAAGGCCUUGACCGUUACAUCCAACCCUGAUGUAACUGGCCCUUAUGACGAGGCCGGCUUGAUCCUCAUCGAUAAAAAUCUGAAUGCUGGCAACAGUGGUGUGGUCCUCUACCUCUGGUAUGGCAAAUAAAAACCUGAGUUGGAGAGGCAGAAUCAGCCCCAAAAUUUGGCCAGAUAUUAGCUUUUUCAUGGCAAUAUAUCAGUUUAAUUUUUAAAUAUUUUUCUGACACUCAAUGUUAUCUUCUAUGUCAUAAAGUCAGAGAUCAUUUAGAAAGUUUUCUUUAAUGUUGUUUUCAAUCAAUUAACAAUUGAAUUAUAUAAAUGAUAUUUUAGCAGCAGUCGUCUGAAUAUACCAAGGGGUUGUAACGUUUUAUAUUGCAUUGUGUUAGUCAGAUAUUAUUUUGAAAAAACCUGAGUAAAGUAAUACAAUUAAAAUGAUUCCUGUGUAACACUGAUCAUUCUGUUAAUCAAUAAAGAAAGCAUAGCAAAUGAGAA